GAAAAGGAAAAGGAAAAAGAAAAAGAAAAACCAAUAAAAGAAGAUAGGAGAAAAGUAAAGAAAUUUGAAAAAGAGAAAGAAACAAUCAAAGGAGAUAAAAAAACUACAGGCAAAGAAAAAGAAAAGGAAGAAUUACAAAAAGAAAAACUAUUAAAGAGCAAAAUAAUAAAUAAUAAUAAUAAUAAUAAUAAUAAUAAUACUAAUAAUAAUAAUAAUAAUAAUAAUAAUAAUAAUAAUAAUAAUAAUAAUAAUAAUAAUAAUAAUAAUAAUUCAAAAGACAUAUUGGAUAAUGAAUGGACAGAAGAAGAAAUAAAAAAACUUAAUGAGAUUAGAAGAAAAACUUUAACUGAAAAAGUAAAUAUGGAUUAUUGGGACAGGGUUGCAUCUAAAAUUGGUACUAAAACUGCGGAGCAAUGUCAAGCUAAAGAAUCAAGCAAAUUCCAAACACCAGCUAAAAAAAAGAAACCAUCAGAAACAAAGAUUACUUCAUCGCCGAUAUCACUAGGAAAAGCAUCACAAAUUAAUACAUUAAAGUUUAAAAGGAAAUUAAGAGAAAUAAAUGAAAAGAAUACAUUAAAACCAAAAGAAAAUCUUUUUAAUGCGACACCAUUUAAAAAAACUAAAAAGGUAUCAUAUGUCGAACAAGAGGAAGAUUCAGAUUUUGAAAAUUUAUUUGACAAUAAUGAUGAAGAAAUUGAAGAUAUUUUUAAAACCACAAAUAAUAAUAAAAAACCAAAAUUUUUAAAAACUAAAAAUAAUAAUAACAAUAACAAUAAUAAUAAUAAUAAUAAUAUAAUGAAUAAACUAUUAGCAAAAGAAGAAAAUCAAAAAUCUACCAAAAUUAUUGAAAAAAUUACAAAUCAGUUAGACGAAAAACAACAAGAGGAUGGUGAAGAAGAAAGUAUAGAUUAUUAUUUCACAGAUUCCGAAAGUGAUGAAGAAUUAGAUAGUAUAUUUUGUUAA
Dictyostelium purpureum is the source of this 963-nucleotide messenger RNA. RefSeq lists its product as uncharacterized. The record is from RefSeq and is a predicted model, not a curated record. The annotation marks the transcript as partial. Lineage: Eukaryota; Evosea; Eumycetozoa; Dictyosteliales; Dictyosteliaceae. The transcript is spliced from 3 exons.